This is a messenger RNA of Paramecium tetraurelia, 768 nucleotides long. RefSeq lists its product as uncharacterized. NCBI's taxonomy places the organism in Eukaryota, Ciliophora, Oligohymenophorea, Peniculida, Parameciidae. The transcript has 2 exons. The record is from RefSeq and is a predicted model, not a curated record.
AUGAAUAAUCUUUAUUAAUUCGACAGAUCAUUAUUGACAAUAGACAUUCCAGGAGCUUAGCCUAGAAAAAAAUCAAUACAACUCAAUAAAAUGGAGAGUCUAGAUACCAAAUAAUGUAGACAGUUAAAAUUACAGUAACAGUCUGUUAUUAUUAUGCUAACUUUUAGAUUGAAUAUUGCUCAACAGGAUCAACAUUAUGGAAGACGAAGAUAUCAACAUGAUUUUCAUCACUUUUGCAACAGUUUUGUUCCUUAAGGCGAAUACUAUUUUGAUGUCUCUCAAAAAAAACAUUACAAUCUAUAAGAGGGAGAAAUUAAGUAAAUGAGAGCCCUUGAAAACAUCUAUGAUUAACCAAAAUUAUUAACUACAAAUGAUAUCGAUGGAGCUAUGCCAGGAUCACUAUAAAGUAAGGUGGUUAAGAACAUGGAAAAGGCAUAAAAAUUAAGGUUAGAGAGGGAUUCUUAAAGAGCUCUUAACAAUGAAGCACUUUAUUUGAGACCUAUGAUGGAUUGCAGAUUAUAAAUGGAAAAAUAACCGACAAGAACAAAGUCGUUUUCCAUGCAGUAAACACCUUAAAAUCCUCUAAUCGAUAAUCAGAUAAUUGAAAUUAAUAACUUAAAAUAAUUCAACGAAAUGAGAAAAUUGCCAAAGAUUGGAGAGAAUUUACCAAGCAUCUAAAACAGAGUUCAUAAAUACAGUUUUGUGGAAGGAUUUGAUAGAGAAUCAUCAAUCUUAUAGAAAUGUUAGCCUAUGAAAGUUUUUGUAUGA